Molecule: messenger RNA, 932 nt
Organism: Drosophila hydei
Lineage: Eukaryota; Metazoa; Arthropoda; Insecta; Diptera; Drosophilidae
Gene: Osi12
Exons: 2
Coding region: 1-897 (298 amino acids)
Source: RefSeq, a predicted model, not a curated record
AUGACAUUCAGGCAAAAGCAUUUAAUGCUCCUGCUGGGCCUGUGCUUGGCCAGCAGCAGCAGCUGUGAUGCGGCCACCGAGCAGCUAAGCAAUCUGCCAGCCAGCAGCAAUCAGAAUGCGGGCGCACGCACUUUGCUUCGGGUCUAUGAUGAGUGCAAUCGAGCCGAGAGCGGCUUUGUGCCAUGCCUGAAGAAGAAGGCCAUUUCAUUUAUUGAUCGCAUUGCGCCCAUCGAUGCCAUUAAUGUGGCCGAUGGCAUUAAGCUGGUGCGUCUAGAGACAGCGCCACGGCCACCCGCCUACAGCGACAACGAACUGGAGUCCUCGCUGGCGCGUUCCGGCAGCGAACGGGACGUGAAGCUGACGAACAUGUUGCUCGAACGCUUGAGCUACUUCUUCAACGGGCACUCGCUGCAGGUCAGCUUCCCCAAAUUGACUUCCGAUGAGAUUGGACGCGGACUCGAGGAAGGCCGCGGCAAGAUGAAGAAAAUGGGCAUGAUGAUGGCCAUGAUGAUGGCCACUAAACUGAUGGGCAUGCUGCCGAUUGCUAUGGGCGCCCUUUAUAUACUGGCGGGCAAGGCUUUGAUUAUAUCGAAGAUUGCCUUGCUCCUGGCUGGCAUCAUUGGGCUGAAGAAGUUGAUGGCAGGCAAAUCGUCGGGCGGCAGUUCCGGCUGGUCCUCGGGUGGUGGUGGCGGCGGCGGCGGUGGCGGCUGGUCCUCGGGCGGCGGUGGCGGUGGCGGCGGCGGCGGCUGGGACAGACGUUCCUUGACCGAGGCGCAGGAGAUGGCAUAUCGUGCGCACAGCAGGCAGCAGGCGACCCAACAGCAGACGGCAAAUCAGCAGCACCAGCAGCAGCAACCCCAGGGAGCGUCUCUGCAGCCAGCGCUGGUCAAGUCAUAGGCGACACACACACAGACAGACAUAGAAAGAAACAC